AUGGCCGCCGAAGUGGGCAUGCGGGCGCGCUCCGCGACGGGGACUGUCGUCCGGUGGGUGGCGCUGCUGCUGCUGCUGCUGCAGUGCCUGGGCGGCCACCCCUCCUUCGCCGCCGCUCUGGAAGAUGGGCACGUGAUCGUUAAAAUCAAGAGGUACUUCAGCUUCCCCAACUCGGAGUUUAAUAAAUACGGAGGCGAAGUGUCCUACGCCAAGUCCGCUUUGGCCUGCGCCCGCAACGGAGGCUACCUCUCUGCGGAUCAAACACCUGCUGCGCAUCAGUACAUCACGGACUAUUUGCGGCCGACAGGACGUCCUUUGGAUGCGCUUAUGUUUACGUUCAUGGGCGGCGACGCGGAGUACAGCGUGAACACGCAACGCUGUACGCCAGGAAUUCCAACGGCGUCCUUGGGCUGCGUCUACCAGUGGAAUCAGGGCGCCUUCGCCGACCCGCAGGUCAAGGGCGGUGGUGCUUCGUUUUACAUGGGGCUCACGGUUUAA
Messenger RNA from Trypanosoma conorhini, 498 nucleotides. RefSeq lists its product as uncharacterized. The record is from RefSeq and is a predicted model, not a curated record. The coding region runs from base 1 to 498 and encodes 165 amino acids. NCBI's taxonomy places the organism in Eukaryota, Euglenozoa, Kinetoplastea, Trypanosomatida, Trypanosomatidae. The transcript has a single exon.